GGAAUGCUCUCCCAGCCGAGGUGAACACAGUCCCCUCAACGAACAGCUUCAAGAAGAGACUUGAUAAACACAUACUCACAUACGGAUUAUCAUCUCUCUCAUCGACCAGCAGUGCUUGAUGUAUGUCUUGAGACUCGCUAGUUAUUAUUGCCAUCUCCUCCGAUCACUGACUGAAUUUACCAUGCAAUUUAUCUCUGUUUCCUCUCCCUUGCUUACACUUCGGCCUUGUGACACAAUCUUCACUAUCGAUUCAUAAACUAAAUUAUCUAUUUAUUUACUUAGUUCUGAAAUCUUCUUUUUAUUAGCAUUAGACUUUUCUCCUUAUUAUUCUCCACAUUGCAACUAACUGACCUCCGGCCUGAUAAAGUGAUAGCUGUCGGUAUCCAGAAACCCUACUUUCCUAAAACAAACGUUCUCAUCUGAAUCACGGGACAUACAAACUCACAAGCAACUGCCAACUGACUAGAAUUAGUGCAGUCGAGUGGCUAGACCACCAUCCAUUGGACACUACCAAACACCUGAAACCUUACCGAAAGAACAAGAGUCGAGCGCAAAGAAAUCAAUUGGUUUAUACUAGCUCGUGAAGAAGACAUCGGUAAUUGGACAUAUUUAUCUUAAGUAUAACCGAAGUUGAGAUCUAAACAUGCUCGUAUGUUAGAUAUUGGGCAUUGCGAUUGGCGUCAAGUUCCGAGAUAACGUUACAAACCUUACGUAGUUCGUAUUCGCCUGUAUGUUGCAUAAUAUGAUUGAUAGGCUUCUUUAUAGACUUUAUAGAGUGUGCAGUCUAUUUAUUUGUUUAUUACUGUCAUACUUGAUUGUUUAUUUCCUUAAUUACCUAUAAAAGGAGUACUAGCGAGUGGAACUUUGGAAAUACUUGUUCAUCUACUUUGGUUAUAGUGCAAUUAACCACCACUUUCAGUUGCCACAUGAAUCGUCCAUUGUGUUGACGUUUCCCAGGAAAUUACCGAAAUAGAUCAAUUUGGAAUUCACGGAAAAUCUCACUCAAAAUACCGAACUUUAUCAGAAUAUCAUUCACAACCAUUAUAAGCUUUCUACAUAGAACAUAAUAAAGAGUCUCGUUUAAACGAACGUUGGUAAACUUGCUUCUGCAAAAAAUGACGUCGUGUGUUUCAUUUAAUGAAAGUAGUGUCUUCAGCUUUUUGUCGAAAAAAUGGGCUUUAGAUUUCAAUUCCAAAUUACGUACUACUACUCCGAACCAAGCGAAUACUCCUGAACUGAAGCAUCCUCCAGGAUAUGUUGAUCGUUCAUUCCCAACUACUGCCGUUCGUGACUCCGACCCACAUCUAAUGCGUCAGCGAAGUUGGAACAUUGCAUUGGGACCAUUCCGACAAGUUCCAAUGAAUCUGUUCAUCAUGUGGAUUUCAGGCAGUUCAAUAUCGAUAUUUCCUUUGAUGUCUGUGAUUAUGUUGUUUUUACGCCCAUUACAAGCUCUUUUAGCUGCACAAGCUAGUAAGGUUUCUUUUCUUCAUCGUUUGUUCAUGAUAUUUUUAGUACAAUCUUAGUACUUAUUUGAUGAUUAUUAGAGACAAGACUAGUGAUAUUGUUUGCAUUAUAAAAUUUCGAACCAUAACGAUACAUAUCCGUCACUGCUUGAAGAUAAUAACACAAAAUUAAUUGUGAUGACAUCUAAUCUUCACCUGAUCACAGUAACGAAAAUACAGAAGUGAUAGUCAUUCGACUUCAUAUUUCAUUCUUUAGAUUCUUGUAGGCCCCUCUCCCUGAAAAUAUCACCGUAGACCAUAGCAAGCGGAAAAGUUGCAUUGGGAUAUGUAAUCAAACUAUAAUCUGAGCAUAUUUAUGCGAAAGAAAUUUUUCAAAC
Molecule: messenger RNA, 1840 nt
Organism: Schistosoma turkestanicum
Lineage: Eukaryota; Metazoa; Platyhelminthes; Trematoda; Strigeidida; Schistosomatidae
Source: the annotation of a GenBank genome assembly